Dictyostelium purpureum is the source of this 822-nucleotide messenger RNA. RefSeq lists its product as uncharacterized. The record is from RefSeq and is a predicted model, not a curated record. Gene Ontology annotation, molecular function: transcription coactivator activity. Bases 1 to 822 code for a protein of 273 amino acids. The transcript has 2 exons. Gene Ontology annotation, cellular component: core mediator complex; mediator complex. NCBI's taxonomy places the organism in Eukaryota, Evosea, Eumycetozoa, Dictyosteliales, Dictyosteliaceae. Gene Ontology annotation, biological process: regulation of transcription by RNA polymerase II.
AUGAAUGAUACAGAUGAUUUUUUAAAUGGUCAAAUAGGGGAUGAUAUAAAUAAUAAUAAUACGAACGAGAUGAUGGAUGACUUUGAUGAUUUAAAUAGUGGUUUAAAUAACAAUCCAGAUAAUGAAGAUAAUAAUAAUAAUGAUGAAAAUGACAAUAAUAAUAACGAAAAAACAAAUGUAGCAAACAAUACAAGAGUAUUAGAAGAAGAACCUGACUUCACACAGGUAAUGUGGAGAGAUCCUGUAUGGCUUCAAAUGUUUCCGUUAAACCAACAUACAGUUUUAACCUAUUUUUCAUAUUCACAGUUUUAUGAUAAAAACUGUAAUAAUGAAACACUUAAAAUGCAAAGAUUAGACCCAGCUGCAUUAAAAACUAUGGAAGGUUUAGAAUAUGAAGUAGCAAAAUUUGUUGAACCCUCCUUUUACCUAAUUGCAAAGCAAAAUAGAAUAUCACCAUCAGAUGUUAUCAUUCAACAACUAUAUUAUGUCAUUAACGGCAAUAUUUAUCAAGCACCUGAUUUACGUCAAGUAUUUACAUCUAGAAUCUCUCAAUCACUAUUUCAUUUAAGCGAAGCAUUUAAUAAAAUAUCAUCAAUAAUAAAUUGGGACAUUAUAAAUGGUUAUUCAUUUAAUUUCGAUCCUUCAAACCAGCAAGAAAAACAAAAACUUUCAACAUAUACCAGAAAACAAAUUGAGGAUACAAAGAGACUAGAUACAUUAAUAGGUUCAUUGUUUAAUAAAUUUCCACCAAUUAAUACACAACCACAAAACCUAAUGUCACCAACACAAACACAACAACUGCAACAGCCACCAUCCCAAUAA